AUCAAAUAUCGUCAAAUUGCAGGAGUCACUCUUUCCCCCCUUUGACAGCAUACCCAAUCUCCUAUCUAGCCAAAAAGAUAUAAAGCCCACUUUUUGGACAAACAUCUACCAAUGAAUUGACAACGACCACAAGUUCAUAGACACAAUACCCAACAACCGCGCCCAACAUGCUCGAAGGUGUUCUGGCUUCAGUCUUGAACCGCUUCUUGGCAUCGUAUGUGGAUGGCUUGAAUACGUCUCAGCUAAAUGUUGGUAUUUGGAGUGGUGAUGUGAAAUUACGAAAUUUACGAUUAAAGACUUCAGCUUUGGAUAAAUUUCGUCUUCCGAUCGAUGUUAAAGAGGGAUAUUUGGGUGAUCUGACACUUUCAAUACCUUGGUCAAAUUUAAAGGGAAAGCCGGUUCGUGUAUUGGUGGAAAAUGUUUACCUUUUAGCCGCACCGAGAAAUGCAAAUGUGGACGUAGACGAAGCAGAAGAAGAUGAAAGAGCACAAGCAGCCAAACAGGAAAAGCUUGCCAAUGCAGAAUUACUCGGUCGCAAUGGCAGCAGUUCCGUCUCGAUGAGCGCAGAAGAUGCACAAAAGAGUGAAAGCUUUACAAGCUCACUUGUUACCAAGAUUGUGGAUAAUUUGCAAAUCACAGUGCGAAACAUUCAUAUCCGAUACGAAGACGAUCUAUCCAAUCCUGAGCAUCCCUUCUCGGCAGGUUUGACAUUGGCAGAAUUCUCUGCAGUCUCAACCGACAAGGAUUGGAAUCCGACAUUCAUUCAAAACAGUGCCGAUGGAAUUCACAAAUUGGCACGGCUAGAGUCCUUGGCUGCAUACUGGGACACAGACACAGUCUCUCUAGCAGGCUAUCCCGUCGAAGAAGCUCAAGAGAAGUUCAAGAGUCUCAUCGCUCGAGAGGGGAAUGUUCCAUCGCAUCAAUUUAUUCUAUCUCCCGUCUCGGGUGCUGGUAGAUUGACAAUGCGUCGUAAAAUGACUCCCGAAACCCCAAAGGUCAAUGCAGAGUUGCUGUUUGAUCAACUCGGUUUCGCUUUGGAUGAUGAACAAUACAGGGACAUCAUCUCAGUCACCGAUCUCUUCCACUUUUUCACUCGAUAUGCGCAAUAUCGACGCUUCCGUCCUGCUCCAGAAGAAUUGGAAGAGAACAGACCGAGAGCAUUAUUGCAGUUUGCGGGAAGAGCAAUUCUCAACGAAGUUCACGAGAAACAUCGCGUUUGGAGUUGGGACUAUUUCCGUCAAAGACGAGAUGACAGAAAGGAGUAUGUCCGCCUUUUCAAAGAGAAAGAAUAUGAAAACCAAAAAGCCAACCAAAAGCAAGCUGCGGUACAGCCAACGACAAGCGACAGCGGCUCAGAAUUGGCCGAAUUGGAACGUAGAUUAUCCUACAAAGAUAUCCGCUUCUAUCGCUCGAUUGCACGCAGUGAAUUGCGACGUGAACGAUUGCAAAAGCGUAAAGAAGAAGUUGAAAGCGGACAUUCAACUGCACAACAACAAGGUGCCGGUGGUGGCUGGCUUGGUUGGAUUUGGCGAGGUAAUGCAAAUGCAGAUGAGAACAACGAUGGAAUGCUUAACGAAGAACAACGUAAGGAGUUGUAUGAUGCGAUUGAAUGGGACGAAGAUAAUGCAUCUUCGAUCGCACAAGCGGUCGACCUUCCAGGCGAUGCAAUGAAAUUACGCAUGACUACAAAGCUUCAAACAGGUUCUUUCACUUUACGGGAUCAUUCGCGGGGUAAUGACGUAAUCUCUUUAGUGUUUGAUUCGCUAAAGGGAAGUAUGAUUCAAAGGAUUGACAAUUUGCAAGCCGCAAUCUCUUUGGGUGGCUUGCGUGUCUACGAUGGUACACUGCCAAAUACUCUCUAUCCACAAAUUGUUCGUGUAAAGGAUGAAGAGCUUGAACGAUCUGUAUCAAAUUCCCGACAAAAUUCCCGAGACGAGAAUGCGUUGGAAGCCGUUCAUCAGGAAAGCGAUCCCGAAAAUCCAUUCUUCGCACUGGAAUUUGAGCAUAAACCGUUGGAUAAAAGGGCGGACAACGCACUUACCUUGCGAAUGCGAUCGUUGGAGAUCAUCUAUCACAAGACAUACGUUGAGUCGAUUGUUCGCUUCUUCCAGCCUCCCGAGUCUGAGUUGGAAUUUAUCGGAGCUUUGAUCGAUGUGGCAAGCGAGACGUUGGAAGGUAUCCGUAAAGAGACUAGAGCAGGUCUUGAGAGUGCUCUAGACAAUCACAAAACAAUUGAUGUAGAUUUGGCCAUUCAAGCGCCCAUUAUCAUAGUGCCAGAAGAGCCGACGCGAAAAGAUUGUCAGCAUAUCGUUUUGGAUGCCGGUAAAAUCUCGCUAAACAGUGUCCUGGCCGAUCAAAGUGCGAUUGAGACAGUAAAGUCCCGACAAGGGAAGCAGUACACUGACGAUGAUUACAAACAACUUGAAGAUCUGAUGUACGACAGAUUCUUUGUCAAAUUAGAAUCCACCCAAUUGGUCAUGGGAAAGAAUCUCGAACAAUGUAUGCGCAGUCUGUCGGGAACAUCGCAAGAAGAUCAUGAAAUGCACUUGCUGGAAAGAAUCAAUUUGGACUUCACCUUGCAUAAUUCCAUCUUGCCAAAAGCACCAAAUUUGACAAAAUUCAAAAUGACAGGUCAUUUGCCAAUCCUUCGAGUCAAUUUCUCGGACCGGAAGUACAAAGUGCUCAUGGCCGUCAUUGAUGUUGCCAUUCCAGAUUUGGAUGACAAAGCAAGCGCUCCAAAAUCGGAAGCAAAUGGCAAGAUUUCCGAAAUUGAACAAACACUGGAACCUCCUACUGCUUCUAAACGACGAAGUCGAAGCACGUUGCAAGCUUCUAGCAGCAGUGCUACCUUUGAUCUUAACCGAGAGCGUAGAUCGAGAAUUGCCAGUCAAAUGCGUGGAGGUGAUGAAUACCUCGUUGAUUCAACAACAGUGGACGAAGACGAUGACGAAAACGAGAAUGCUUUCGAAGAUGCAGAAGAUGCUACGGCAGAUCGUAUCAAUGCUCAUCAGAAAACGUUUGAACUGCAAUUCGUUGUAGAUGCAUUGCAAGGAAGCAUAUACAAAUCCAACACUGACCCCUCCAAACCUGAUAGAUUGCUCGUUGAGGCAAGCUUUGAAGGAUUUGAACUAGGUGUGGCAGUCUAUCCUUAUCAUCUUGAGGUUGAUGUCGGUUUGAGAAGUUUGGAUAUUGAGGACAAAAUCGUUCAGCAAAAGGGUGAUGUCUUUAAACAUAUCAUCACGAGUAAAACAGUGGAUGACGGAGCAACAAGAGGUGGUACAGGAGAUUCUGUUCAUCUCACAAAGAAUGAUAAAGAUUUGGUCCGCGUCAAAUAUACCCGCGUACAGACAGAUUCUCCGGAAUUCAUGACAGUAUAUGAGGGUAUCGAUCAAAGCAUCAACGUGGAACUGUCAACGAUCAAUUUGAUGCUUACACGAGUCAGCAUUUUAGCCUUGUACGAUUGGAUCAUGACAACAUUUGUGCCUCCAGACUCGGCCACGCCAACUGCAAACGGUAACGCCGAAAAGCAAAUCGAGGAUAGCGAAGAUCAGCAAGUGACAGCGCCACCCACUGAUGGCCGAAAAGAGAAAUUGCGCGUACGAGUGAAGCUCACCUCAAUUGUGUUGCGAUUGAACAAUGAUGGAGAAUUAUUGGCUACCUUGACUUUGUCUACUGCAGACGUUGCCGUGCUUUUACGCGGCAAUACUCUUCGGGUUGCAUCACGUAUUGGCUCAUUAUCCCUAUUCGACAACACACAACGAGAAGCAGCCUCGCCUGAAUUCAAGAAUUUGUUAUCCAUUGAAGGAGAUGAAUUGGCAGACUUUACCUAUGAAACAUUCGACGAAGCUGAUGGUCAGACUUAUCCGGGAUACGAUAUGGCUGUUUGGUUGCGAACGGGAUCGCUUCGGUUCGUGUUUGUUGAAGAGACGAUGGCUGAUUUGUUGCGCUUCUUUAGCAAGUUUGCACAAAUGAAAGCAGUGUAUGAUGCUGCAACAAUGGCAGCAAGUGCUCAAGCCACACAAUUACAGUCCAAAGCCAUGAAGAUGCAUUAUGAUAUCUUGAUUCGAACACCAAUCGUUGUUAUGCCACGCGAAGCAGAUGUGUCUGCAGAUUCCAUCACGGCUCACUUGGGUGAGAUUUAUGCUCAUAACACAUUCUUGGCUGAUCAAAACGAUCCUUCUCGUGCUUUGAUCAAGAUUGAAGCGGGUAUUCGACAUAUCCGACUGGCAUCUCGAUUCAUUCAAAAACGCAAAGCACAUCACGUACAAAUGAUUGACGAUGUGAAUAUUGAAGUGGAUAUCACUCAACAAGACGGCUUGACGAGAGAAGCAUCAAAUGAAGGCCAAGACAACGCUACCGCCUCCACUGCACAAGAACCAGAUAUGCAAAUUUUGGCUAAAAUGUCUGAUGUCUCGAUCAAUUUGACCGAACAGCAAUAUCAAUUCAUCAUGGGCUUAAUGCAAAGCAUACCAAAAGCCUUUGCUACGAUUGAUGAAGAUGAUGAAGAGGGUGCUACAGCAAUAUCGCCAACCUUAUCUGAGAAUAUGCAGCAGACACAAGAGCAAAACAAGAAACCCGUGGAUAAGCCAGCAAUUGAUUUGUUACCCGAAUUAGGCACCACGGGAAGAGACACCGAAGGAGCUACUGUUUCAUUGAGUACGAGCAUUGAUUUGUUAUUCAGUGUGAAUGCAAUCAAUGUCGAGUUAUUCUCUUCAGCUGCUAUCGAUCAAGAAACAAUGCACAAAUCAUCUUUGGCUCGCCUGGCAUUGACGGGAUCAGAAGUGAAGUUAAAGAUGCUCUCCGAUUCAUCUCUUGAAGCAGAAGUAGCAUUGAAAGCAUUCAACGUCACAGAUACACGAAUUGACAAACAGACACAAUUCCGUGACAUCAUCCCAGCAAUCGCUCAUGAAGGUCAUCAAUUCAUGUUGAGUUACUCGAUGGGCAGUGAUGGUAGUGCAUUGGCCUUGGUCACCGUUGACUCUCCCAAAGUCAUCUUUUCGUUGGACCCACUGUUUGCAUUGGUGGACUUUUUCAUGAGCGCUUUCAAUGAACAGCAAAUCGAACCUGAACAGCCAUCUCGAGCAAUGUCACGCAAACAACUCGAAACCAGUCAACAGAGCCGCAGAACGACGAACAAAGAACGUCAAGCAAAGAAAGCACAACAGGAAGCACCAGCUAAACCGGAAAGCACAGCUACGCUUGCAUUCCGAAUCAAUGUUGUCGAUCCAACAAUCAUUCUCUUGGCCGAGCCUGAAAAAGCUGAUACAAAAGCCAUCAUUCUCUCCAUUCGUCAAGUGUUAAUGUCACAACAAGGUAUUCUUGCUCUAAAAGUUGAUCAAUUCGGCAUGUUUAUGUGCAGAAUGAACAGACCAAAAGAUACAGUUCGACUGGUGGAUAACUUUGAUAUCGCAAUGAGCUUGGAUAGCAGAGAUGCUGGUGGACCAUUACAACAAACCAAUACCAAUAUUGAGGUGAACGUAGAUCCGAUCAUCAUGCGCGUUUCCCUCAAGGAUAUGGUGAUGAUCAGUAAUGUGAUCAACAGAGCGAUUGAAUUGAGCAGCAAAACCGGUUCAGGCUCCAACGCCAAGGACACAUCAAAAGGUGCUCCAUCUCGCGUGAGCAGCGCAGGAGGUGCUGUUCAAACGAUUCGUGCUGGAGAAGGAGAAGGAUCUGACGCAGUCGCAUCAACGAAAACUGCUGGACUCUCGGAAGAUGGUCAUAGAUUAGAAGCUGCAGAACUUUUGGUCACCAAAGAAGUUCUCAAAGCCGAUUUGCAGGGUAUUCAAUUGAUUCUAAUUGGAGAUGUUCAUUCGUUGCCACUCCUUGACUGUAGCAUCGCUGCUUUCAGUGUAGAUGUUCGUGAUUGGACUUCGGAUAUGCGUGCAGCACUCUCGAUCGGAAUGCAUGUGAAUUACUACAAUUUGAAAAAGAGUCAUUGGGAACCUCUUAUUGAUCCUUGGAAUUUGGAUUUCUCAAUGGAAAGCAAAGCAGGUAGCAACACCAUGACCUUGUCAUCAAAGCGAACAAUGGAAUUGAACAUCACCAACACAUUAAUUGAACAAGUGAUGACCAAUCUUUCCGUCAUUCAAGAAAAUGUUCGCGAAGGAGAGGAUAAUCCUGAUCGUGAAAAUCAAGCCCCUUUCGUAAUCCGUAAUAGGACUGGAUACAGAGUCAGCUUAUGGGGACAACAUCAGGGUGAUGCCAAAGGACCACGACAUGGUGCUCAGCAUAUUGAUGACGGUCACGAUUUGCCUUGGCGAUUUGAGAGUUGGAAGGUGAUGCGUGAUCACAUUCUCGAUCGUACUGGAGGCGGAAACGAGUUAACCGUACACAUUGAAGGAAUGGCUUGGGAGCGUAUCCGGCACUUGAACGUCGAUCAACAAGGCGAAAAGAUUGUAAAUCUCCGUCCAAAGAUUGAUCGCGUUGCACAUAGGCUGUUGUGCGAUGUCAGCUUGGAGAACAAUGUCAAGGUUGUCACUCUGAGAAGCACCUUCAAUAUCGAAAACAACACGCUCGUACCGAUCGAGUUUGUUGUUCUGGACAGCAAUGGAGAUUUGACGGAUAUCAUUCGCAAAAUUGCCCCUGGUUCAAGCUGUCCUGUUCCGAUCGAAGCCGCUUUCCAUUCACGAAUCCGGAUGAGACCUGAUCCAGGUUUCGAGUAUGGUUGGUCGAAUGAGGCUGUUGGGUGGCAAGAAUUGAUCAAAAAGUCCACCCGAGUCUUGACCUGCAAUGACGGCAAUGAACACGAAGCGCCUUUCCGAUUCCAAUGCUUCACAAAGUUUGAUCGAAAUGAUCCUUUGGCAAGACAAUACCCAAGACUCACUUUGUGUGUUCGUGCUCCGGUUGAGGUUGAGAACCUUUUGCCGUAUGACAUACAAUAUCGCAUCUUUGACAAGAAUCACAACCGCAAUUGGUCAAGCUUCCUAAGAAAGGGAGGCGUUUCACCAAUUCAUGUUGUUGAUCUUUCGCAUUUGCUCUUGCUUUCGAUUGAUGUUCAGUCGUCCGUCUUUUCACCUUCAGAGUUUGCCAUCAUUUCUACUGAUAAUGGAGAUGAUUUCCCUGUGGAGAAAUUCCUGACAUUGGCCGAUGCCGAAAACCUGAAGCUGCAACUACGACUGCAUUACCACAAAUAUGCCGAUAGUGGAGGCGCUUUCAAGGUGCAGAUCUAUUCGCCUUACAUCUUUGUCAACCUGACUGGAUUGCCUUUCUCCCUCAAGACAAAGAGCUGGAUCGGAGGGGCAAAAUUGGUAGCUGGUCAAGAUCCAGGAUCCAGCAAGAGCAUUGCCGAUGUUCGACGUGAACCUGAACCAUUCUUGUUCAGUCACAGUACCCGUGAUAGACGUAAUCGCGUUCAAUUACGAGUCGGUGACUCAAGUUGGAGUAGACCAAUGUCUUUUGACGCAGUUGGUUCAGAGACUGAGCUUACCAUUCCUUCCAGUAGCCGCAAUGAGGAAAUCCAUCUUGGUUUGACGAUCGAAGAAGGUUUGGGCAAGUUCAAAUUGAGCAAGGUUGUUAAACUGACACCCAGAUACAUGGUUCGCAACAAUUUGGGGGAAGAGGUAAACAUCCGCGAAGUGGGUGGUGCUGAUGUUGUCACUGCACAAACGGAAGGUAGACAACCUUUGCAUUUCCUUCGUGUUGGGGCAAGUAAACAAAUGUGUUUGGCAUACCCUGGUCUUAACAACAAGUGGACUUCGCCAUUCAAUUUGGAAGAUAUCGGUAGAGUCCAUUUGCGUAUCGCUCGCGCAGGUCAUCAACAACAUUUGAUCAAGGUGGACGUCUUGCUUGAAGGUCCAACAAUCUUUAUCUCUCUCGAGCAUGAAAAAGGGCCAUGGCCGUUCAUGCUGCGCAAUGAGAGUGAUUAUACAAUCACAUUCAUGCAAGCCAUUGAACGUGGGGAUGCAAAACAAGAAGGUGGAGCAGAUGAAGCCGUGGGUAAACGAUACGAACUCAAACCGCGUAGUAAGAUGAAGUACGCUUGGGAUUAUCCUGCCAUGCCGGAUAAGACUGUCAAAUUGGUAGCAAAUGGCAAAGAGAGAAAUGUCAAUAUCCUCGAAAUCGGUAGUUUGCUUCCAUUCAAAUUCCCAAGCGGUGAUGGAAGAGGAAACCGCAUUGUUUCUUUGGACGUUCGUGCUGAUGGACCGACGCAAACCCUCGUGAUCAGCAACUGGAGCGAAGCGCACAGCAACUACAAGAUGAAGAGACAAAAUAGCACCCUUUCACGCACCGAAACCAUGCGUACAGAUGUAGGUUUCGAAGCUGUGGAUGUGGAUACAAAGAUUAUUUCUUCUUUCAAUAUCGAACUCGAAGGACUUGGUAUCUCGCUCAUUAAUCGUGCACAACAAGAACUUGCCUAUGUAAGCUUCCGAGGAUUGGAGUUCCACUACAGUGAAAGCGAGGUGACCACAGCGUUCAACGUGAUCUGCAAAUGGAUCCAAAUCGAUAACCAACUCUUUACCGGGCUGUUCCCGAUCGUCCUGUACCCUGCAGUUAUUGCCCCAAAUCAAUCCGCUUUGGAAAGCCAUCCUACCUUGCAAGCAAGUUUGAUCAGAAGCAAAGAUGAAUCUCACGGUUUGGUGCACAUCAAAUAUGCAAGUUUCCUAUUGCAAGAAGUGACUGUGGAAUUGGAUGAAGACUUCCUGUUUGCUUGUUUGGAUUUCGCAAAGAUUGAAAGUGGUGGUAAAUCAGAAGAUGAUUCCGCUACCGAUUUCGCAGAAAAUCCCCGUGAGAUCCCUGAUCCGAAGGACUUAGUCGGAGGAGGUCCAGCAGGAAGCAAGGAAGGCGAAGGAGAUGUCUAUAUUGGCAUUUUGCAUUUGCAACCUUUGGCGAUCAAUCUUUCAAUUGUGCGCAGUGAAAGGAGUGGCGGUGAUGAAGCAGAAGAUGCUUCUUCAGGAAAUCCGCUCUACUUCUUGCUCAAUGCUGCCUCAAUGGCAGUGGGAAGCUUGGCUGAUGCUCCUAUUCGUCUUUCUGCAUUGGUGAUCGAGAAUGUCCGUCUUUCUCCAAAUGUCUUGACGGAAAGAAUCACGAUGCAUUAUACACAAGCGAUGUUGUUCCAAGUAUACAGAUUGGUCGGUAGUAUUGAUGUGCUGGGUAAUCCGAUUGGACUCUUUAACAACGUGGGCAACGGUGUCGUAUCUCUCUUCUACGAACCAUAUCAAGGUUUGGUCAUGCAUGGUCAUCGUGAAUUAGGAAUGGGAAUCGCUCGUGGUGCAUCAACGGCCGUCAAAUCCAUCGUCUUUGGUUUGUCAGAUAGUGCAAGUAAGGUGACUGGAUCAAUCUCGCAGGGUUUAGCGGCCGCCACGAUGGAUCCGGCCUUUCAGGCAAGGAGGAGAAUUACGAAAUUCCGCAACAAACCUCGACAUGCUCUUUAUGGAUUGCAAGCCGCAGGCGCGAGUUUCUUUACAGGCGUGACCAGUGGUGUCGAAGGUUUGGCGUUACGUCCGCUAGAAGGCGCAGAGCAGAAUGGUGCGGCAGGAUUUGUGACAGGAAUUGGAAAGGCUUUGGUUGGCUUUGCAACAAAGCCAGCUGUUGGUAUCUUUGAUGCUGCUUCCAAUUUGACAACGGGUGUAAAGAACAGUCUGUCCUUGUUUGAUGGAGAAAUUGACAGGGUUCGACUGCCGAGAUUUAUCGCUUCCGACGGUAUUGUACGACCGUACAGCAGCCGCGAAGCUUUGGGUCAAAUGUGGCUUCGUUCCUGCGAUGAUGGACGAUUGAUCAAAGAACACUAUGUUGCGCAUGUUGACUUGGGCAGCGGAAACCAUCACAGCAAACACCUUCACCGUGGAAGUGAUGCAGAGAACAAGAGCAAAAAUGGCAAUGGACCCAAAUCAAACAUGUCCGAUUCAUCCAAUCAAGGCGAUAACGUGAUCAUGUUGACAACAACGCGAAUUCUGUUCUUAAAGACUCUCAAAUUGCGAUGUGCAUGGGAAGUUCUAUUGAAUGAUUUGAGUAGCAUCUCUUUGGAAUCUGAAGGAAUUGCUUUGAUUUUGAGAGGUGGAUUGGCAGGACCUUUCUUACCUUUACGCGAUAUUGGAAAUGCUCAAGUGCAAGCCGCUCCAAUCUUGGGAAAUGUGGCUACGAAAUUGCAAGAGCAACUCUUGUCAUCUUCAGAAAGUGUGGCUGACAAGCAAAUCGUUCAACCAUAUGCCGUGCGCGAUACCGAUUCCGGUCUGGUUGGAUAUGGUUUUGGUCGUAUCAGCGAGUAUAGUCAAGAUCAUUGGAACGAACGUCACCAGCUCCUCUCCAAAGCGGACGAUGAGGACUUCUUGGGAUCUUUGAUCAAUGACAGUAUCUCCGAGCCGCAUCAAUACAAGCAAGGCAAAAAGGCAACCCAAAACGAUGCUGAUUUGCAACUCUUGGCCGCAAGUAAGAUUGGAGGUGACGUUGAUGCUUUGAUCGUUGGAAAUUCCGAUCUAGAUCCCGCAGUUGAGGCUGCAACCAAGAUUUCAGGUUUGAAGAAAGUUCAUGUCGCAAAAGAUGCAAAGUAUGAACACCUGUUCGCCGAACCUUUGGCACCUUUGAUCAAAAGCGUCGUUGAAAAGGGAAAUUACACUCACGUCUUUGCCGGCCAUUCAGCUAUCGGACCUGAUGUUAUGGCAAGAGCAAGUGCUUUGUUGGACGUAAGCCAAAUCAGUGAUAUCAUCGCAGUCGAAUCAGAAGAUACAUUCCAACGUCCAAUUUAUGCCGGAAAUGCAUUGUUGACAGUCAAAUCAAACGACAAAGUCAAAGUGAUUACCGUUCGUGGUACCGCAUUCGAAAAAGCAGCAACAGAUGGCGGAAAUGGUGAAAAGGCAGAAGUUGCAGCUGUGGACGGAUCGGCACCAACAUCAUUCAUUGAAGAAAAGAUCAAUCAAUCUUCUCGACCUGAUCUUGCAACCGCUCCUCGUGUCGUUUCCGGUGGUCGUGCUUUGAAAUCAGGUGAAAACUUUGUUAAAUACAUUGAACCUUUGGCAGACGCCCUAAAGGCUGCCGUUGGUGCUUCUCGUGCCGCCGUUGAUGCAGGAUAUGCAGACAAUGCCUUGCAAGUUGGACAAACGGGUAAAAUUAUUGCACCUGAAUUGUACGUUGCCGUCGGUAUCUCAGGAGCAAUUCAACAUUUAGCAGGAAUGAAGGAUAGUAAGACAAUCGUUGCCAUUAACAAAGAUGCUGAUGCUCCAAUCUUCCAAAUUGCCGAUCUCGGUUUGGUGGCUGAUUUGUACGAUGCCGUGCCCGAAUUGACCGAAAAAGUUAAGUAAAACAUUCAUGUAAUUCAUUCCUAGCAAUACAUUAUAUAGUACAUAAUCAUAUCAUCUCUUCGUCCUGGGAUUCUUGCUGCACCAAAUCCCAGUAUGUCAAAUGUCCCUCAUCAUCCAAAGUUGCGCAUACUUCUUUGCGUUUAUUGAGCGAUAGCUUCUUUGCAUU
Molecule: messenger RNA, 11400 nt
Organism: Meira miltonrushii
Lineage: Eukaryota; Fungi; Basidiomycota; Exobasidiomycetes; Exobasidiales; Brachybasidiaceae
Exons: 3
Coding region: 168-11234 (3688 amino acids)
Biological process (GO): late endosome to vacuole transport; protein retention in Golgi apparatus; protein targeting to vacuole
Cellular component (GO): extrinsic component of membrane
Source: RefSeq, a predicted model, not a curated record